CCGGCGGAGCCACCAGCGGCAGCGGCGGCGAAGAAGCUUUGCUCGCGCUCCUCUCGCGCCGGACCUCCCCGCCGCCGCCGCCGCCGCCAUGGCCAACUUCACCGGCAGCUGGAAGAUGCUCAGCUCGGAGAACUUCGAGGAGCUGCUGAAGGCGCUGGGGGUCAACGUGAUGCUUCGGAAGAUCGCGGUGGCUGCAGCCUCCAAACCAGCAGUGGAGAUCAAGCAGGAGGGACCCUCCUUCUACAUCAAGACCUCCACCACAGUGCGCACCACGGAAGUCCGUUUUGAGGUCGGGGAGGAGUUUGAGGAGCAGACGGUGGACGGGAGGCCUUGCAAGAGUUUGGCCAAGUGGGAGAACAACAACAAGAUUGUGUGCGAGCAGAAGCUGCUGAAAGGAGAAGGGCCCCAAACCAGCUGGUCCCGGGAACUGACCAACGACGGGGAGCUCAUUCUGACUAUGAAGGCUGACGACGUCGUCUGCACGAGGAUCUACGUCCGCGAGUGAGAGGCCUCCGGCCAGCACCAGACACGAGGGGGGGGGGGCAGACCGGACAUCCCAGGAGCAUCCCUGCCCUGCAGCCCAAUGCCAGCCUUCCCCACUGCCUGGCCCCUAUUCUCUGUCUGUGGCACUGUCUGCAAACCCUUCAGAAUGGUCCUUCUACCUGGCUGGAGGGAGGGGGCUGAAGCAACCCCUCCUCUUCAGAGCCCCCCCUCCCUGACCCGCUCCCCCCUUUGCCCCUUUGGAGGAGGCAUACCGAGGUCUGCCUUGUUUGGGCAAUUUAACAGUGGAAUCCGGGGUCAAGCUUGGGGGUCAGGACGUGGCCCCUACAAGCUGGAGCCUCUUCCUGCUCUCCCCUUUGGGGUGGGGCAGGGGGGCUUCCCUUCAGGUGUCCCUGCCGCCCCCUCCUCUUUGUUCCUGGCCGGUGUGUGCUGCUCCUCGUGCUGAACCCCCAAAGCAGCAGUAGAGGUCUUCUUGCACUGAUCCACCGAAGAGCUGGCGCAGAUCUGUCCCCCCCACCCGUUCCCCUUUCCUUUUAGUGCGAAGUCUGUAACAUUUGUGAAGAUGCCUUCAUUCCCCCCCCCCCAGCCUCCAUUAAAGCUUUUUCCAGCUC
Pantherophis guttatus is the source of this 1112-nucleotide messenger RNA. RefSeq names its product cellular retinoic acid binding protein 2 (gene CRABP2). NCBI's taxonomy places the organism in Eukaryota, Metazoa, Chordata, Lepidosauria, Squamata, Colubridae. The record is from RefSeq and is a predicted model, not a curated record. Gene Ontology annotation, molecular function: lipid binding.